Gigantopelta aegis is the source of this 1103-nucleotide messenger RNA. RefSeq lists its product as uncharacterized. Bases 21 to 1103 code for a protein of 360 amino acids. The transcript is spliced from 9 exons. The record is from RefSeq and is a predicted model, not a curated record. Lineage: Eukaryota; Metazoa; Mollusca; Gastropoda; Neomphalida; Peltospiridae.
CCCAGAUCACAAGUCACGUUAUGACAGAGGACUUUAAAGCCACAGUUGCCAAGCAAUCUAAGGACACGCUGAGAAGUGACUGUCGAGGUAUGGGUGAAACAGACGUUGUUGCUAGGAGUCGUGUAAAGAUUAACGCCAUGAUGUCCAACCCCGGAGAUGACGUCACUGAUAGUGGCGCGCCGUCCUGUAUGUUCGAUGCCGACAUGGAAACCACCAAGAAGCGCGGGACAGACGAUCAUCACUGCCAUCGGUUUUUCCCUCUGGAAAACAACGGAUUAGCUUCAAUGCACAUAAAAAAGGGCGACGAGUUGUGGUGCAUGAAACACCAGGAUAGAUAUUACGAAGUGACCACUUGGACGCACCAGACAGUUUUACACAUGCUCAGACACUUGCCACUAGUGGAAGAAGACACGUUCACUCUGAUACUCCGAAGAGUCUCCAGCGAUGGUUCGUAUGACAUACUGGAGGUGAUCAUUAGUAAAGUUGUAACGGAUGAUGCAGGCGUUGUGAAGGAAUCCUACAAUGUUGUAGUGAACACAAUACAUUUUAUUUUGCAUCCCGUGGAUAUUCAAAAUAUCCAAUACGAGGGUGUGGAGCGGGUUUGGGUUCGUCAUGACGCACUAAGAGGCCAUUUUUUAACCAAGUCACAGUCAGGUUUACCGGUCAUGGAAGAUAACCCGGAUGUACUCAGCGGAGACAGCGAUAAUCCAUUUAUUUUCAAGCGAUACACAUUUACUGGUUUGAACAAGAAUGACAACGAGGUCUUCAUAGCAUGUCUUCAACAUGUUGAAUCCAACAGAUUUCUUACCAUCACCUUCAACAACAGACUUUCGUUUCAAGAGGACGAUGAAUUUUUUGUCAAGAAAAAGAAAAUCAUCAAACCUGAUCGGCGAUUCUUUUACGUGCAUCUACACAACAACUUAGUGUACCUGGAAUCAGUGAUUCUCAAAGACCUGACAGCUUCUCCUAUCUUUAUACUUCUCGUGUUGUCCACUCCACACCCCAGUCCUUGUCUACAACCAAUACUGACGGCUUCCGAGUCGGAGGGGGACAGUGCCUGUGAAGGUGACGGCUUUGCCUUGUCAGGCUGGUCGCUCGGCUGA